Messenger RNA from Erinaceus europaeus (western European hedgehog), 3802 nucleotides. RefSeq names its product gametocyte specific factor 1 (gene GTSF1). The transcript is spliced from 8 exons. The coding region runs from base 1971 to 2474 and encodes 167 amino acids. The record is from RefSeq and is a predicted model, not a curated record. Lineage: Eukaryota; Metazoa; Chordata; Mammalia; Eulipotyphla; Erinaceidae.
UCAAAGGCCAGUCUCUUUUCUCCACAGUCUUCUCAGCUCAGUUUGGGUCCCGCUGAGUUCUUUGUAAUACGAAUUUACAACCUUGACCACUUCCAUGGCAUUAUACUGAGAUUUGAUUUUUUUUUUUUUUAACACUUUGGGGCCUGUUUCUCUAAGCACCUUGGUGACGGAAACUGUUAUUGCUUUUACUUCCCGCUGCCCUUGGGUUUUUGCUUUAAUCAGUGUGUGGAAGCAAAAGCUCACAACAAAUGCCCGGCUUUCCGUGUGGAGCUUUCCCAGCCCUGAAACUCCCUCGCCGCCGUCCAGGGCGCCCCUCCCGCCACGCACGCUCAGAUGCGCUUCACUUCUGAAUCUGAGUCUGGAACGUGCACUUAACAAGUGCUACAGGCCUAUCCUUGCUGAGAGUUGCUUUUUGUUUUUUUUUAACUGCUCUCCCUGCUUUUCUCCUUUACCCUUCCCCUCUUCCCUGCCCUCAAAGCCUACAUCGCCCUUCUAGCUAGAUAAAAAAAAGUCCCUAAACACAUCUUUCUAAGGCGUGUCCUACCUCCAGCCCUAUUCCCUCCUGGAGCGCCCACUUCUAAACACGUGCUUCUCGUUACUAAAAUGGCCGCGGCAACGCCAAGAGGAGGCGGUGAGCGGCCCACCCACUCAGUACCCCCAAGCUCCCUCCCAUUGGAGGCCACUUUAUUCUGGGGUCUGGAUGGGGGCGGGAGGGGGUGAGCGGUGGGAGGGGCCAAAGAGAAGGGGCCCCCGGAAGGAGGGCAGGGAAGGCCCAGGGCGCGUGCGCAAAUCCCCAGCCCCUCAGAAGCCUCCAUCACCGGAAGUUGGAGCCUCCCCCUAAGCUCAGGGGCCGGAAGUGAGCGUUGCCGGGACGCAGGCGCGGGUUGAAGGCGACUGUGAGGAGAGCGUGUCUCUACCGAGGUAGGCAAGGCCUCGGCGCUGUGGCCUAGGGCCCCCCAAAACAACUCCCCUCUAACGUGAUGGGGUAUGUCUCCCUCACAACGUUUCCCUUUUCCGUCCAGAGCCUUUAGCCCACCCCCACCCCCGUUCUUGGCGCGGUUGUUGGGGCUCCCGCUGACUCAGGGCUGCUUCGUCCCUUCGACGCCCUGCCGGCCCCAGCUUCCUUCAGAGUUAACCCCCUCCCCGCCUCCUGCGCCCUCGCCCUGAUUUUUGUUGUUGUUGAGAAGGGAGAAAACGAGCAUUUUCCUGGGGCCCCAGAUCUUUUUAAGAGUGUACGCAGGGACGUAACUGUGUGGCGUCGUCGUUUUUCAUCCUUCGCGGUGAGGUGAGGCCGCGGUAACGGUCGGAAGAUGCUUAAAAGGCCCAGUGGGGCGGCGACGCCCUGGGACACAGCCUGCAGCUACCACCACCAGCUCCCCUCACCCCCCAAAAAAUCAGAUUCUAAAGUACUGUCUUUGGAGCCGAUUCUUCCCUGAAAGGAUCUGGGCGGGGGGGGGGGGCGAGAAUCAAAGAACAUAAGAUGAUUCUUCUAAUCCCCUUUUGUUUUAUGAGAUUUUUCUUAAGGUUUCAAAAGGUCGGAGUUUUCUUAAGCAGAACAUUGGAUUUUUUUUUUUUAUUUUUAAGAUGGUUUCCCUAACGAUUGUGGCCAACCAAUGGGCUGUGCAGCAAAUCUCCAAACUAGAGUUCCAGCUGGGCGUCGCGGCGGAGGUUCCAAGGCCGCUUAUGUCAUAGAAUGGGGGGAGGGAGGUGGAAUUGUGAGAGGGGCCGGGGCGAGCUUGCUCGGGGAGCCGGCUCUGGAAAUCUAGCCAGUUGUCUGAGGUUUCCUGUGGGGGGUGGUCGUAUACAAUUUUAACUUUUUCCCUGGAGUCAGGUUUUUUGAUCAUUGCUGCGUAGGUGGGGAAGCGGGGAGAAGGGUCUCUGGAAGAAGCGGAUUCCAUCCACAAAGCCAUUUCUUGCCUUUUUGAUCUUUCACGUUUCAGCACUUGGAUUCAGCUCCCUUCUUUUCCAACAUGGAAGAAACUUACAUCGAUUCCCUGGACCCUGAAAAGCUGUUACAAUGCCCCUAUGAUAAAAAUCACCAGAUCAGGGCCUGCAGGUUUCCUUAUCAUCUUAUCAAGUGCAGAAAGAAUCAUCCUGAUGUCGCAAACAAAUUGGCUACUUGUCCCUUCAAUGCUCGCCACCAGGUUCCUCGGGCUGAAAUCAGUCAUCAUAUCUCCAGCUGUGAUGACAAAAGCUGUAUUGAGCAGGAUGUUGUCAACCAAACGAGGAACCUGGGACAAGAGACUCUGACUGAGAGCACAUGGCAGUGCCCUCCUUGUGAUGAAGACUGGGAUAAAGAUUUGUGGGAACAGACCAGCACCCCAUUUGUCUGGGGCACAGCCAACUACUGUGGCAACAACAGCCCUGCAAGCAACAUAGUUAUGGAACAUAAGAGUAACCUGGCUUCAGGCAUGCGAGUUCCCAAAUCUCUGCCAUAUGUUCUGCCAUGGAAAAACAAUGGAAAUGCACAGUAACUGAAUAUCUCAUCAAGUAAGUGUUUGUUUUAUUUCAUUCUGUCUUCAGAUGGUUGCAAGAUUUAACUGGACAUUAAGCAGUUUGGGUCCAAUUUUCUUUAAGAUUAUGGUACCAAAUUAAAGCUUUGUAUGUGCAUGUGCUUUUUAAGUUUAUAGCCUCUCUCUUAUAGCUGUACAUACUAAUGAAUAGGCAUUUGCUGGUUAAAUUAGAAUUCUGUUAACAUGCCAAGUUGCUCAGUGCACAGUGCCUUUUCCUUUCUUCUUCUUUUUUUUUUUUAUCAGAGUUGCAUUCUGGAUCUAUCACAACUCUUUAAUGGGCUGAGAUUAAUCAGACAGCUGUGCUUCACUGCUCUGCAAUUCUUUCUCUGUACAGUACAGUUUUAACACUCAUCAGAAAAUUCAUACUAUUUAAUGAGCACUUAAAAGUUUUGGGUCUUUUAACAGUCUUGCACUGUUGACCUUAUCUGAAUAUUUGAUUUUGCAAAACCUCACAAUAUCUCCUAUGAAAAGACCAAAAUGUUUUAUUUUUCAUAGAUGAAUCCUUUCCUUGAGGUUACCCUCUGUUCCCACAGCAGAGCCAAGUUUAGUGCUUCAGAUUCUGUCUUGGCAAAUGUUACCCAACCACAUUGCUCCUGGCAGAGAGGGGAUAUUAUAAAUGGUUGGGAUGGAAUUAUUUCCCCACUGUCUUACAGAUAGUAGGCCAUCAGUGAGUAUUUAUUGAAUGAAUGAAUGAUUGGCCUGUUGCCUUCCAGCUCAUUCACUCUCUUUGGACAAUGAAGCAGAUGGAUCUUGAGUUUGGGUUUAUUUUUUACCAAAACAAAUGUUUCUUCUAGUGAAAAGCAGAAAAAAGAUUCAAGAAGCAAACACUCCUUAGCUUAUGAACAAUAUGUCAGAUUUUUUUGUUUGUUAUUGUUGGAUAGGACAGAAAAAUCAAGAGAGGAGGGGAGAAAGAAAGACACCUGCAGACCAGACCUGCUUCACCACUUGCAAAUCAACACCCCUGCCCGUGGGAAGUCGAGGGGUGGGGGUCUCACUCAAACUGGGAUCCUCGAAUGGGUCCUUGUACUUCACACUCUGUGUGCUUAACCUAGUGUACUACCUCCCAGCCCCCAGUCAGUUGUUUUUUGGUUCUAACAUCAAAUUGGUAUGUAUAUGUAGAAGAGAAAGGACACAUCACCUGGAUAUGUCAGAAAGCUUACACAGACCUGGAUAAAGUGUCAGCUCCAACUCCUCUGAUGUACUGCACAAUUGGUGCUCAUACAGUUUACAUUGCUACCUCAUAAAAAUAGUGAAAGUCUAAAAGAAACUCUAAACACUUCUCAUUUGGA